Wickerhamiella sorbophila is the source of this 747-nucleotide messenger RNA. RefSeq names its product Nucleoporin POM33. The record is from RefSeq and is a predicted model, not a curated record. Gene Ontology annotation, cellular component: endoplasmic reticulum; membrane. The transcript has a single exon. Bases 1 to 747 code for a protein of 248 amino acids. NCBI's taxonomy places the organism in Eukaryota, Fungi, Ascomycota, Dipodascomycetes, Dipodascales, Trichomonascaceae. Gene Ontology annotation, biological process: membrane organization; endoplasmic reticulum tubular network organization.
AUGUCCACGCCGCAAGCCAAAGCCGAGGACGCUAAACCCCUUGGUUUUAAAGCCAAGUUGGCCGAAUUGACUUGCACAAUCAGCCAUGUCACUGUUGUUACUUUCACCAUGGCAUACAUGGUUCUCCGCUUCUUAGUCUUUGAUGGCCCCCUCCCUGGGUUCUUGUACAGGGGUGUUUUUGUGGCAGCCUCUGCUGCUUUGGGACUCGUUGUCUAUCAGAAAUACACGACCGGUCAGUUUCCCCAUGAAAUCCGUCCCCGUGAUGAGAGCGUGCAAUAUUUAUACCUGGCCGGCGUGUGGCUGUUCACCAAGGAGCGCUACUUUGCCUCUCUACCGUUCGCCAUUCUCUCGUUCUUCCAUGCUUUGACUUGUGACCGCUCUUAUUUGCUGCCGGCAAUGUAUGCUACUUCUCCGCGUGGGCUUGCUCAGCGCAUCAACUACGUCGUGGAGAAGUACAAAGAGCCGUUCACCAAGUUUGCUGCACAGGUCGAGUUCGGCCAGCUGAUCGUUUUGAUCUUGACCGUAUUGGGUGCUCCCAAGAAGGUAUGGCGUCAGUUUGUGCUUUAUGCUCUCUUUUUACGUUGUCGCUAUGAGGUAUCUCGCUAUAUUCAGGACAUCACAAUGUCGGUUGAAGUCAGAAUCGACAAUUGGGUGCCUAGUGGCACCGACAAUGCUCUUUGGCUCGCGAUCAAGGCAGCUGUCGCCGCAAUUCCUCAUCCCGAACCCCUUCCUGAACCUACUAAUUAG